Messenger RNA from Pelagomonas calceolata, 932 nucleotides. NCBI's taxonomy places the organism in Eukaryota, Pelagophyceae, Pelagomonadales, Pelagomonadaceae. The record is from the annotation of a GenBank genome assembly.
AUGAGCAAGUUCGAGGCGCCGACGAACCGCGCCUUCCUCUUCAUCAAACCAAAUGCCGCGACGCCGGCGAUGGAGAAGCUUGUGGAAACAACCCUGGCAGCACGCGGCAUCAAGAUCCUGAAGAAGGGCGUCAUCGACGGGCCGACCAUCGACGCGAAACGAUUGAUCGACCAGCACUACUACGCCAUCGCGAGCAAGGCGACGCUCUUGAAGCCUUCGGAAUUACCCGUCCCGGAGGACAAAUUCGAGGCGUUCUUCGGUAUUAAAUUCAAGGACGCCAUAGCUCAGGGCACGGCCGUCAACGCCCUCGACGCGUGCAAGAAGCUCGACUGCACGCCGGACGAGCUGCGGGCGGAAUGGCGGGCCGUCUGUAAAACAGGCGACAUGAUCAAGUUCGGCGGCGGCUUCUACUGCGGCAAGAUCAGGGGCCUGCAGAUCUUCAACCCGUUCUUCAUGGCCAUGCGCGCCGUUUAUACGUCUGCAACUGCGAAGCUGAUUUACUUCGACGUCGAGUUCGACUCUAAUCAACUCUCGUGGGCGGCGUUUCGCGGCGAGGUCCUGGGGCCCACGGAUCCGGUCAAGGCGCCCUCCGGUUCAUUGCGGCGGCUCGCGCUCGAGCGGUGGGAAGACUUAGGAUUACCCUUCGCGCCGGACACGACCGAGAACGCCGUCCACGCGUCGGCGAGCCCAUUUGAAGGAUUGGCGGAGCGCAUGAACUGGCUCGAGGCCGAGCCCAAGAGCGACGCCUUCGGCGCCGCGCUCAUCGAAGCGGGCGUGCCGCUAUCGACAAUCCGGUCGUGGGCCAACGACCCGCGAGUGGCGCUGGGCGGCGGCGCGGAGGGGUCCGUCUUCGACGCCUUCGAGGACCUCGACGCCACAGAAUGCCUCGCGAAGGCCGUCGAGAUCAGCGCGUCGACGCGUUCGGCGAAUAG